Molecule: messenger RNA, 318 nt
Organism: Lycium ferocissimum
Lineage: Eukaryota; Viridiplantae; Streptophyta; Magnoliopsida; Solanales; Solanaceae
Product: extensin-like
Exons: 1
Coding region: 1-318 (105 amino acids)
Source: RefSeq, a predicted model, not a curated record
AUGGCCCGCCAACGACGCCGCCAAACACAACCACCAGAACCCACCUUACAAAAACCCAAAAGCCCCAAUCCAGAUCCCAAGCCACCUCACCACACCCCCCAUCUGGAUCCCAAAUCGACAAAGAUAUUAACCCCUCCGCCGCAAUCCACUGAGCCACCAAUUGCGACGGUGAGAGCGCAAAUUGAUACUCCAACACCUGGACUACCAGCUCUAAUCCAACCAGAUUUGAAGGAUUCAUCACCUACAACAGAGAAUGAACGCACAGUUACCCCGGUAUCUGGUAUACCACAAACCCUAGCUCCAAUGCAUUUUGGGUAA